CCCCUUAGUCUGCUUGAUUCCGCGGUCUAAUCGUUAAAGAAGGUUUCAAGAACUAAAAAUGAAGUACCUUUCUGCUUACCUCCUCGCCACUCUCGGUGGAAACGCCACUCCCUCCGUUGAGGACAUCACCAACAUCCUCGGAUCCGUUGGUAUUGAGGUCGAGACCGAGCGCGUCGAGGCUCUGGUUGCUGAGCUCAACGGCAAGGACAUCAACGAGCUCAUCGCUGAGGGCUCUGCCAAGCUGGCCUCCGUCCCCGCCGGUGGUGCCGUUGCUGCCUCUUCUGGCGCCGCCCCCGCUGCUGCCGCUGCCCCCGCUGGUGGUGCUGCUCCCGCCAAGGCUGCCGAGAAGGCUCCUGAGCCCGAAGAGGAGGAGGAUGACGACAUGGGCUUCGGUCUCUUCGACUAAACGCCUCUGUGUAUAGUUUAUUCGCCCACAAUAAAUAUCACACAUUGUCAUCUGCGUCGUUUCACA
Polychytrium aggregatum is the source of this 472-nucleotide messenger RNA. Its product is annotated as 60S acidic ribosomal protein P2. Gene Ontology annotation, molecular function: structural constituent of ribosome. NCBI's taxonomy places the organism in Eukaryota, Fungi, Chytridiomycota, Chytridiomycetes, Polychytriales. The transcript has 5 exons. Bases 59 to 406 code for a protein of 115 amino acids. The record is from RefSeq and is a predicted model, not a curated record. Gene Ontology annotation, biological process: cytoplasmic translational elongation. Gene Ontology annotation, cellular component: cytosolic large ribosomal subunit; ribosome.